GUGUAGAACUGUGGACGUAUCGUUAUGGUUCGCAUUAAACAUUAGCGUUCAGGCCGGUUUUCUAUAGUGUUUUGAUGUAUGCGACCGCCAUUUUAUCUGUUACAAAAAUACUACUGCAGACUGCAGUCAUUGACACGCGGUGAGGAUGUACGUGUGCUAAAACUUGAUCGGUGUUUUUGUGGUUAAGUCUGAUUACAUAUCGCUAAUUAUCGAAAUAAUCUUGGUUGUCUACCGGAAAUGGAUUCUGGAAGAUUUUUCUGUUUUUGUUUUAUCGUACUAACAUGGUUGGCAAAUACUGCUGUAAACGGUGUACUAAUGGAAAGAGGUGGAGUCCGAGGAACGAUAAAUCUCUUGGGAAAUGCUCGAGUUUUGGUUUAUGCGCCGCAAAUGCUGAAAACGGAUGCUGCGUAUAAAGUUAUAGCGCGACAAUUUUAUGGAUCGGAUGAUCUGUCAAUUUUUGCCAAGAUUAUCGCUAAAAGCAAUAGUACUGGAAAAGCUAUUAUCGUCAAGGAAAAUGGGGGUGCUUUGUCAAAGAGCGGCGGACUGACGGAAAUUGACUUAACAAUGCCGUCCAGUUUCCUAAAGGACACAUACGAGCACGAACUGGAAGUAGAAGUCGACGAUCCGGUGUCAAACUCUAGUCUGUCCAAGAGCUGGCACAUCGAUUAUCAUGACAAGGAAGUGUUUAUUUUGAUCCAACCGGAUAAGUCCAUCUACAGACAAGGCGAUAAAGUGUCCUUCCGCGUGGUAACCGUUGAUGAAAAUCUUAUCCCAAAAGACGUUGCAGCGACUGUGUCCAUAGAGGAUUCUAAUAGGAAAAACGUCCAAAUCCACAAACGAAUCAGCAAAAAAUUCUCGAAAUAUCCCGGUUACUUCGAGGAUUCCUUUGUCCUGCCCAUUGCGGCUGCCCCAGGGAACUGGACAAUUCGAGUAACCGUGCACGAUACAGUGGAAGAAAAAUUGAUCUGGGUCCGACAAUACGAGCCACGACAAUUUGAUGUGUCCUUGCAAAUGCCACAGUAUAUCUUGGCUGAUGCAUCUCAUUUCCCGCUGGCCGUGUUAGCGAAAUACUACAGCAGUGGAAAGCCUUCCUCCGGAGAAGCUGAGUUCUCUGUCACUGGACCUAACGGCCGGUCGUUUAAAUAUAAUUCGCAGCUGGUUAACGGUAAAGGAUCCGUUUCCAUUCCACUGCCUAACCUUCUGUCAAACACUGAAUUAAUCGUCACCUCCACUUACUACAUCGAAAUCUCCGCUACCGUUAUCGACAACAUUUACCGUUACAAACGCGACGUAUCCGGCACGAUACCGCUGCAUGUGACACCAUACAAAAUUAAUUUUAUCAAACCGGCUGACUUCUUCCGCCCAACUUACACGUACAGUCUGCAAAUUCAAGUGACCCAACAUAAUGGAAAACCACUUCAUUUUGACCGCACUCUGGAUGCGUAUAAGGAAUUAGAAAUCUUUAUGAGCCCAAAAAAGGCAGCUAUUGGGCGCAGUGUCGUGAAGAAAACAACAUCCAAGGGCGACAAAGUGCUGGAAAAUUUCACCAUCGAUCUUAAACCAAAAUCAACCACCCAGCGCAUUGAUGUCUUCUAUCAGAUCGGCGAUUUGCGGGAUAAUGUCACACUGCUAGCAGCUGACCGGUCGGAUACUGAGGAUUUUAUUGAUAUCACUGUGCUGAAACCAGACAGACACAAUCCCAGACUACAGGAGUUUUCAAUAAUGUGCAACUGCUCAGCGUUCGAUUAUGUGGUGAUUUCUCACGGAAAUAUAAUUCUGGCCGGAACUCACGAUAUGGAAGAAAGAAGAUUUUCUUUCGAAACAACUGAUGCAAUGGCUCCAAAGUCGACUUUGAUAGCAUAUUACUACAGUCACUCGCAGAAUCCCGUAAUGGCGUACAGCGAUUUCCAUGUUACUCGAACUGGGUUGUCCGAAGAAGUUGUGCUAAAUGCAACAUGGAAAUCAAAAACCCGGGAUAACCAACACCGGUACAGCGAUCUGGACAAGACGAUCAGCAUUCAUGCGGCGGCAUUACCGAAUUCUCUUGUGGCAUUCCUGGCAGUCGACAGUCGUCUGGCUACGGUUGACCAUGUUCACAAUAUAACAGAAGAUAAGGUUAUAAAUAAAAUCCUGGAAGCAAGACAUCUUGGAUUUACCAACAUGCACCUAAAGCGGAUUGGUGGACGCAAUUUGCACAAGUUCUUGAAGGUUUCUGGAUGUGUAGCACACGAAUUCAACUUUGCUCGCCCCAAUAGUCACUUGGAAGAGCCGGUAACGAGUUAUCUCUCUUGCACUGAUGAUCUUUGUGCUCCACCACCUUCGCCGAAUGCUGUGUUAGCCCGUAUGGAUUUCCGGGAUUCAUUCCUUUUUAUAACGGGACGUGCGAACCGUGACGGAGAUGUACAGCUGGAUACUGUUAUCCCUGACACACUGACAACAUGGGUAUUUACGGCUUUCAGUAUUAGCCCUGAAGGGAUAGGCUUCAUGAAGAAAGCAACAGAGUUGUCGUCGCGCCAAAAUUUAUAUGUCGAUUUUGACCUCCCACACUCUCUGGAGGUUGGGAAGCGAGCUAACUUCAAAGUGUUUGUCUACAAUCACGCUAGCACCAACGAGCAUGCCGUAUUGGAGUACCGGUUUGCUCUCAACAACCGGACACUGGAGGACUAUAUAAGACCGUCCAUGGACUUUGUCGUAUAUGCUAACAGUGUCAACAGCACUCUGUUGGUCAUUCCGUCUGAUAAGCCGGGUAUUCUGGAGGUGGCCGUUACCGUGCGGACUAUGGAGAAUCUGGACCCCGUAAUAAAGACGAUGGUCAUAAGAAACUCCGAGGAUGACAACAUUGUCGAGACUUAGUAACGUUUUAACAAGAAGUGGAGCUGACCAUUUGGACUUCUCCUACUGUAUUUAUAUCUGUGAUACAUCGCUUUGUAGUGGUUGGUGUUUUCAUAAAGGUGACACCAUAAACUAGAAAUUCGGGCAUUACUGUUAAUAGGCUUAUUCUGUUUCUCUUCCGUCUUCUUUUUCUUCUUCUACUGGUUAAAUCACUAUUCACUGGAAAAAAAUGAGCAACUAGUACUUUAAAACUUCCCGGCAAUGUUCUUGGCAAAUACGAAUAGGCAGAUGUCAUGCUCAACGCAUAUCGUUCGCUUGUAAUAAAGAGUACCUAUGGA
This is a messenger RNA of Paramacrobiotus metropolitanus, 3170 nucleotides long. Its product is annotated as thioester-containing protein 1 allele S1-like. NCBI's taxonomy places the organism in Eukaryota, Metazoa, Tardigrada, Eutardigrada, Parachela, Macrobiotidae. The record is from RefSeq and is a predicted model, not a curated record. Bases 238 to 2853 code for a protein of 871 amino acids. The transcript has 15 exons. Gene Ontology annotation, molecular function: endopeptidase inhibitor activity.